Messenger RNA from Aspergillus ochraceoroseus IBT 24754, 2790 nucleotides. Its product is annotated as argonaute/piwi family protein. The record is from RefSeq and is a predicted model, not a curated record. Gene Ontology annotation, molecular function: RNA binding; protein binding. The transcript is spliced from 3 exons. The coding region runs from base 1 to 2790 and encodes 929 amino acids. NCBI's taxonomy places the organism in Eukaryota, Fungi, Ascomycota, Eurotiomycetes, Eurotiales, Aspergillaceae.
AUGUACAGACCACCUGAAGGAGUCCACGUUCCCGAUCAACGUGUGACAAAAGCCGAAGACACCUUUUCAGAAUCUGCCAAAGGUCCACUCGGUCUCGGUGGCUUGCAACUCGACCAAGAGUUCCCCAAUAGGCCGGGCUACGGGACUCGAGGCAUCAAUGUCACAUUAUGGGCCAACUACGUUGAACUGGUCCCGCCUCUAGACCUGACUCUUCACCGAUAUGAUAUUGCGGUUACGCCCAGCGCAACUGGGAAGAAGCUGAGACAGGUCAUCAAACUCUUGCUGGAGACGCCUGAAAUGGCUGCAUUCAAAACGGAUGUGAUUACCGACUUCGCAUCAACCCUGAUAUCACGUCGGAGGUUGGAUACGGACGAGAGCCAUCUGGAGAUCCCGUAUCGUACCGAAGGUGAAGAUGAGCCUCGACCAAAUGCAACUACGUAUCGGGUUCGUCUUCAGCAUACAAAUGUUUUACAAGUCGCACACCUUGUCGAGUACCUGACCUCUACCGAUCUGAGCUCUCGUUGCGACGACAAAUCGCCUCUAAUUCAGGCCUUUAAUAUCUUCUUAAACCAUUACUCCAAGUCCACCAAGAACCUUGCGACCACUGGAACGAGGAAGACCUUCCCGCUCAGCUCAAGCUCUGCCAGGUGGGAUCUCGGCGCUGGAUUAUCGGCUAUAAGAGGGUUCUUCUCAAGCGUUCGAACGGCAACCUCUCGUAUCCUCGUCAAUGUCAAUGUCACCCAUGGAGCCUUCUACGACGACAUUCCCCUGGAUGAGCUGAUCAUAAAAUAUAACAAAGCCCACCGGAAUAGUAAAACGAGUCUGAAUGCGUUUCUCAAAGGUCUUAGGGUUCAGACCACACAUUUGCGUGAAAAGAGAAAUAAGGCCGGCCAGAUCGUCCGCCGCAUUAAGACCGUCACCGGACUCGCGACCAAAAAUGACGGCCAUGGUCUUGCUCACCCUCCAAUUGUGGAUGAUUACGGUGUAGGGCCGAAGAGGGUACAGUUCUGGCUUGACAGUGCACCACCUGAUGGCAAGUACAUCAGCGUCUAUAACUUUUUCUUGAAUACUCAUGGGAGAUCGAUCGCUAAUCCAGAUCUCGCCGUGGUCAAUGUCGGUACGAGGCAGAACCCAAGCUACCUCCCCCCCGAGGUCUGUGUAGUCGUCCCCGGGCAAAGUUCGAAUUCGAAGCUUGAUCCCGCUCAAACUCAAGGCAUGAUACAAUUUGCUGUCCGCAAGCCUUGGGAGAACGCGGCUUCAAUAGUCAACGAAGGGCUCCAAGUCUCUGGGCUUUCGUCGCAGACCAAUAUCCUCCUAGGUCGUUUUGGUAUCUCGGUCUCUCCUGGUCUAAUUACGGUUCCGGGACGUGUUCUGCACGAACCCAGAGUGGUCUACAAACAAAACAAAUUUGCUCCCAUUCGUUUCGGGAGCUGGAAUAUGGCCGAUUUGAAGUUUAAUACAGCCGGAGCGGCCAUAAAGAAAUGGUCCUAUUUACUACUCUCCACGCCCGGUCACAGGGAUGCCUUCGACCAGGAGAGUCUGGCCACGGUGAUGGGCAAAUUCCACCGUGCUUUACAGUAUGCUGGACUAUCUCUUGGCUCGCCGAUGGGAGGGAGACGGCUGGUUUUAAGCGGCGCGGACGAUCCGAAGCUGGAUAACUCCCUUAAAAUAGCUGCAGCGUCACUAGAUCUGCUAUUCAUUAUCCUCCCAGAAUCGAAUACCGUGUUAUAUAAUCAGAUCAAACACAGUGCCGAUAUCAAAUAUGGGAUUCAUACGAUUUGUUGUGUUGGCCAUAAACUUGCCAAAGAGAGGGGCCAAGAACAGUACUUCGCCAAUGUGGCAUUGAAAUUCAACCUCAAACUCGGCGGUAUCAAUCAGCUGCUCGACACUUCUCAUCUUGGGAUCAUCAACGAGGAUAAGACCAUGGUGGUAGGGAUCGACGUUACGCACCCUUCCCCUGGUUCCAGUUCCCGUGCGCCCAGCGUGGCCGGGAUGGUUGCCAGUGUGGACAGAUGGCUCGGCCAAUGGCCUGCGGUCCUUCGCAUCCAAAGGGGUGCGCGCCAGGAAAUGGUCACGGACCUGACUGGGAUGCUGAAGUCACGUCUGAUGCUAUGGAAACAAAGGCAUCGAGCUUUUCCCGAGAAUAUCCUAGUCUAUCGCGACGGUGUCUCCGAGGGCCAGUACGGCAAAGUCGUCGAGGAGGAACUGCCACGGCUCCGCGACGCAUGCAAGGCCUUGUAUCCGGCUCCGGAUUCGAAGAAAGGCCUCCCGCAUUUCACUAUAAUCAUCGUCGGGAAGCGCCACCACACGCGCUUCUAUCCCAUCCGGGAAAGCGACGCAGACCGCUCCUCGAACCCUAAACCCGGGACCGUCGUCGACCGCGGUGUCACCGAAGCGCGCAAUUGGGACUUUUUCCUGCAACCACACGCGGCAAUCCAGGGCACCGCGCGUCCUGCGCACUAUUACAUCGUUCUGGAUGAGAUCUUCCGUCAGUACUACAGGAGGAGACCGGGAGCAUUCCAGAAUGUCGCUGACAUGGUGGAAGACCUAACGCAUAGCAUGUGUUACCUCUACGGACGCGCGACGAAAGCAGUAAGUCUCUGUCCGCCUGCCUAUUACGCUGAUCUUGUCUGUGAGAGGGCGAGAUGCUACCUGAGUGGGUUGUUUGAGCCGCAAACACCCUCGACAGUCCCCUCGGUAGCUGGGAGUGCGCCCGGAGAAGAGCUGCAGGCGGGGAACGAGGAUGUUGAAAUACAUACAAAGCUCAAGGACACCAUGUUCUAUAUCUGA